Messenger RNA from Monodelphis domestica (gray short-tailed opossum), 7099 nucleotides. The record is from RefSeq and is a predicted model, not a curated record. NCBI's taxonomy places the organism in Eukaryota, Metazoa, Chordata, Mammalia, Didelphimorphia, Didelphidae.
CGAUGUUUCCAUCCUGAGGUGAUGACGCGAAAGAGAAGUUUGGCUCCGGGUUAGUUAAGAGAAGGAAAGGGGGAAGCCUUUGUCCGACCCGGCCCAUAGAGAUCAACCUUCCGCUGUCAGGCUAGCUGACGCGGGUAAUACGCACGCGCGAGAGCGCUUUUUUUUUUUUCUUCUCCUUCCAAACCCCAAGGUUCUCACUUCCUAUCCACCUCUCAGGUGAGAGAAGGGAAGGUGCAAGGAGAAGAAAAGGAGGAGGGAGAAACAAGAAGCGGAAAUGUGUGUAGAGAGGCGGGGAUAGGUGGAAGGAAGAGGCGGUAGUUGGAAGGGGUGGGUCAGCAUCCCGGCCACCAUCCCGAACGCUUUGCCUAGUCCUCCGUUGCACCCUUCCAGGAGGUGUCUCCAUGGCAAUGCGCCGUAAAGCACGGCUGCGCAGCUGGUGACGGGGUGACGGGGUGACGAAGGAGAAGGGGUGACGGGAGAGACGAGGAAUAGCGAGCGCAGGAGGGUGUUUUGGUGCCUGUCGCUCACCGUCCUUUUUUCUUCUUUGGUCGCUUGCGCCGCUCAGUCGGACUUCCCUUCCCCCCCCUCCCCUGCCCCUGUCCUCCCUCCAGCCCCAGGCCUCCCCUCUCCUCCCGCCCUCACCGCAUAUUCUGCGUCUCCCCCCCCCCCAGUUCCCUCCCUCCCUCCUCCGGUAUAUGCCCCGCAGCGCGGCCGCCCCCCACUACCCCCGGUCCUGCUGCCCCAUGUGGCUGCGGGGCCGCCGCGGCGUCUCCCACUAUGGCCCGGAAAACAGUUAGCAGGAAGCGGAAAGCUCCCGCAGCGCCGGGGACCGGGAGCGGGACCCAGGGCCAGCAGUUUGGCUGGGAUCAUUCACUAAACAAAAGGAAAAGGCUCCCUCCAGUGAAGAGGUCCUUGGUCUACUACCUGAAAGGCAGAGAAGUCAGGUUGCAGAAUGAGUCCAGUUACUACCGAGUGUUGCAUGGUUAUGCAGCACAGCACCUUCCCAGUCUCCUGAAGGAGAGAGAGUUUCACCUUGGGACCCUUAACAAAGUGUUUGCAUCUCAGUGGCUGAAUCACCGGCAAGUGGUGUGUGGCACAAAAUGCAACACGUUGUUUGUGGUCGAUGUCCAGACAGGCCAGAUCACCAAGAUUCCCAUUUUGAAAGAUCGAGAGCCUGGAGUGGUGACCCAGCAGGGCUGUGGUAUCCAUGCCAUCGAGCUGAACCCCUCAAGAACACUACUGGCCACUGGAGGAGACAAUCCCAACAGCCUUGCAAUCUAUCGGCUACCUACAUUAGAUCCUGUGUGUGUGGGAGAUGAUGGACACAAGGACUGGAUAUUCUCUAUUGCAUGGAUCAGUGAUACCAUGGCAGUUUCUGGCUCACGGGAUGGUUCCAUGGGGCUUUGGGAGGUAACAGAGGAUGUGUUGACCAAAAGCGAUGCCAGGCACAACGUCUCCCGGGUCCCCGUGUAUGCUCAUAUCACACAUAGGGCCCUAAAAGACAUCCCUAAGGAGAAUACUAAUCCUGACAACUGCAAGGUCCGGGCUCUGGCCUUCAACAAUAAAAACAAAGAGCUUGGAGCAGUGUCCCUUGAUGGCUACUUUCAUCUCUGGAAAGCAGAACAUGCACUGUCCAAGCUCCUGUCCAUCAAGCUGCCAUACUGCCGUGAGAAUGUGUGUCUAGCCUAUGGCCAUGAGUGGUCUGUGUAUGCAGUGGGCUCCCAAGCUCAUGUCUCCUUCUUGGACCCACGACAGCCAUCACACAAUGUCAAAUCAGUCUGCUCCAGGGAACGAGGCAGUGGGUUCCUAGUGCAGGGCUCUGCACCCAAGGGGAUACUAUCUAUGCUAAGGAUUUCAAAGGACUCUUUAUGGUAUCACUGAAAACAUUAUUGUCCUAAUCUAAGAGGAGAAAACUGAGGCCAAUGAGACUUCCCAGAGGUGUCAGAGUCGAAACCAGAGUCCUGAGACUACUGAUGCUAUCUCUAUUCCAAGCAUAGGCUGGUUUUCCUCCUAGAAGAAAUAGUGAAGAGCCCUGAUGAACACCUCUUUACCCUCCACAUUAUCAGGAACCAUGAAGUGUUCCUAUAAACAAACACAUAGAAACAGAAGCAGGCUUCAAUCAGGGGAAACGAACCUGAAAUACCACUGGGGAAACGACCCUUGUCAGGAAAUUGCAAAGUCAGAGGAUAUGAUGCUAUGAUAUCAGAAAGACUAAAAGAAGGACAGGGUACAACUGUACCUUGCAGCUUAAAAAAGAGAGAGAGACUUCCUGAAGAGGAAGGAGCUGAAUGCCCUAGGGAGGAAGCAAUCCCUUGGCCUCCAAGAGUUGAAGAAGAACCAACCACAGAAGCUUUCAGGUGAGAGAUUACUCAGUAAAAGUCAGAAUGCCUUUGGUGGUUGGUGGCUCUGCACCCAGAGGUACAGAGACAGCUAUUUGUGGAUGUGAUAACAAUAGAAAAAUCUCAUCUUCCUGGGGCAUGAUUCCAAGAAGUAACUGAAAACAUCCCAAGACUUGCCAAAAAUGGAUGACCACCACCCAGUUCUAGUUAUUCACAUCCUAAUUCUUCAGUUUACUCCUUCCCCAUUACCUACUCUUCCACUCCACGGCAUCUUCAUAAAGGGAUGGUCAAACACGAUCUUGCCAGUGCCCACAAUUGUUCCACUUCCAUGUUCAUGAACUUUGAAAUUCCCUUAUCUGGUCUGUUGUCAUUCCACCUUUCCCCCUCUGCUUUACACCCCAUUUUAAUCCUGCUCUGCAUUGGCAUCCUGAUCUCCAAUUUUUCUGCCCCUCAGUUCUUUCCCAAGCCACCAGACCUGCACUAACUACACUAUUGCCUUCCUGAUCUUGACCCCUAUAAACCAUUUCACUUCUAUAUUCUCCUCUUGAGUUCCUGGACCCUUUAUCCUAUCACUACUCUCCCUCUGUCAAGCCUCAGCCUUGGAUUAUCUCCACCAUUCACUGCCUUUGUUCCUGAUCCCUUGUUGAACAGAACCGGAGAAAAUCGCAAAACUGGGUUUCCUGAAUCCUCUACAAAUGUGUAUUUUACAUUAUAUUUAUAUCUUAGAUGUUUUCACAAUUCAGUCGUUCUGACUCUGUCCCACUCACCAAAGUGGUUUUUCCAAACCUUCCUUCUUGAAUCGCCCUUGGCUCUCCCUUCUCCAACCCUCUUGUCUGAGAACCUUGCCUCAGGUAACACGGAAAAAAGUUGAGGCUCUUCACCUAGAAUUCCUUUUUCUCUCCUCCUCUUCUCGCUCUAUUCAUAUGCCUUUGGCCAAUAUCUUCUCCUUCAAUCCCAUUUUACAUAAACAGCCCUUCCCCUUACCAAAACAAGUCCCUCCACAUGAACCAGCAAUGCAAUUCCAUCUUGUCUUCUCCAGGACAUCUCUGUCAAUCGAACUCUCGCCCAUCUCCACUCUAUCUACUUGUUGCUUCUAUGUUGACUACAAACGUGCCCAAGGCUCCCCUAAGCUCAGAAGACCCUCAUUCGACCCUCCCAUCCAAGGGGCGUGCUGGACCCAGCUCGUACUGGCUCACAAGAGCCAGUUUUUACAUUUUCAGUUGGAACAUCGACACCUCAGAAAUUGGCAAAUAAUACAAACCAGGACUUGAUUCAUAUCAUUUUUUAAUGGUCUGUACUUGAGAAAGUGGUGCAGAAAAUGUUAAUGAUGCAGAUUACACUUAAAAAUGGACGGCUUUUUCAGAGAACUGGUUGUUAGAAGUUUACCAGCACACCACUGCCUCUGUCCCAAGUCGUUUUCAUCUAUCGGUCGCCUGCCCUUUGUGGCUAAACCUCUUGAGAAGGCCAUCUCUGGUCGGUGCCUCCAUUCCCUCUCCUCUCUUAGCCCUUUGCAAUCCAGUUUUUUACCUCCUCAUUCAACUGACACUGCCUUCUCCAGAGUUACCAGUGAUCUGAUGGCCUCUUCUCAGUCGUCAUCCUUCUUGACCUCUCUGCAGCCUAGGACAUCACUAGUCACCUUCUCUGUGAUGCUCUUUUACAUCCCCAACUGCCUGGUCAGCGUCCCGGAUGUCCCCUGGACGUCCCAAUUAGAACUCACCGUCUUCUGUUCCAGCCGCCAAACUCCCUUCUAACCAAGUUCCCCACUGACUAAGGUACCACUUUCCAGAUGCCGUCUUCAGCUCCUCCCGUGCACUCAGCCCCGUCUCCAGUCUGUCCUCCAGGUCUGUCGAGUCUGCCUUUGUGCCAUCUCUCGUCUCUUCUCUCCCCUGGACCGUGGCAGACCCCCUGCUUCGUGUCUCCCCACUCCAGCCCAUCCUCCACUCAGCUGUCCAAAUGAUCUCCCUGAAGCACGGGUCCAACCAUCCCAGUGGCUCCCUCUGACCUCUGGGCUCAAACACAGAACCCUCUGGCUCCCCCCCCCUUCCAGGCCCCUUCCUCCGGGAUCGGGUGACCCGGGCCUCCCUGGGGGCGCCUUCACCCCGCUGUCCUCCAUUCCUGGAAUGCUCUCCCCCCGCCCCUGCCUUCUGGGUCCCCUGAAUCCCUUCAAGCCUCCGCCAAUGAUCCGCCUUUGCAAGAAGCCUUCCCUGCUCUCCCUUCAUGCCGGUGCCUUCCCCUGGUUGUCUGACGUUUGUCCUGUAUAUAUCGUUUGUACAGACUUGUUUGCAUGUCUUCCCCGUUCCCUUGGGAGCUCUUUGAGGGCGAGGACUGCUUCUGCCUGGUGUUUCUGUCCCCAGCGCUGCCGGGGCGGCUCCUAAUAAAUGUGGGUGGACUCGGCUCCUGAGCGCCCCCUAGAGUCUAGUCUUUGCUUUAGCCACCCCCCACACCCCAGAGAGGACACUUGACCGGCGCUUUGACAUCCUCCUUCGGGAGAGUGAAAAGAGAAAGAAGGAGAAGGGGCGGGGCGGGGAGGCGGGCCCCACGCUGCUCACGCUCACAAUUCUUACUCGCCCGAACGAGGCACGACUUGCCGGCCCUUUGCUCCUGCGGGUGAGCCUCCCGUCCGGUCCAGUCCGGCCCUGCUCGGGUGCCCCCGCAGGGCUGGCCCCCUCGCCCCUGGGGAGGUGGUGGCCGGAAGGGAGGACCGGCUCUCCUGCUUGCUCAUUCACGCCGAGAUUAGCCGGAAGCCGGAGAAGGACGAGCCGAGUCCGACCGGCUGAGCCUUGGAAGUGGACUCGAUGGGCCCCGCGAUGGCGAAGCCCUAUUAAGCCAGCCGAAGCGCCCAAGGACCAGAGCUGGUGCUGAGGACGGGCCUGCGGUCGGGGAAGGUCUGUGUGUCUUAACAGUGUGCAGAGCUGUCUCGCCAUUGGGACUCCUUGGCCAAGGGCGGGGGCCGUCCUCGAGGAUCCCGAGGGGGGGCUUGCGCCAUCCGCGGGAGAAAAGGCCCAGCUCCGUGGAAGCGUUGGACAGAGGCAUCAGCGCGGUCCAGAAGAACAGCUCCAGGCCCUCCUCCAGUCCACAAGAGCAACAUCUUGGCCAGUUUACUAGGAAUCGUUCAGAAGCUUUAAAAAGCGAACGAGAUCUAGAAGAGUCAAAGAAUUGGCCUAGUAGAGAAAGGGAGAACAAAGAGGCAGAAGCCACCAUUUCUGAUAACUGGUGAGCAUGAGGAAACGGCACAAGGGAUGGAGGAAGCCCGUCUCCGAUGAACCUCGUUCUAAUCGGAAUUGGACAAAGGAGGAUUGAGUACUCCCAUACACGGUUUGUUCUAGAAAUAUAUUAAACUCAGGAUAACCAGGUGGCACCAUGGAUAGAGCCAGGCCUGGAGAUGGAAGGUUAUGGGUUCAAAUUUGGCCUUAAAUACUAAGCUGUGUGACCCUGGGCAAGUCACUUAACCCAAAUUAGGUAGCCCUUACAGCUCCUCUGCCUUGGAACUUAAUAUCAACUCUAAGACAGAAGGUACGGGUUAAAAAAUAAAUAAAUAUAUUAAACUCAAGGGGGAAACAAACAGGGAUGGGGAUAGGAGUAGUUUAGAAGAAGAUGGUACCAAAGUGGGAAUUAUUGUCAAGCACAACAAACUUCCUGAUACAGAAUUAAAAAUUUAAACAGAAAAGAGAUGAGGAAAAAAAUAGAAAAACAAACAAAAAAGCAUAGAACUAGAAUCUAAUGGGGUGUCUUGGAUUGCCGGUUAAAUGAUUGAGGCAUGACUGGUCAGAUUUUGGUAUAGGAAUGAAUUGAAAUGUUACUGUACUGUAAGAAAUGACAAAAAUGAUACUGCAGGAAAUCCUGGGUGGUAUGAACUGUUAUAGAAGUAAGCAAAACCAGGAGAACGAUUCACAAGGACCACAGCAGAAAGAGAAACAACUAUGAAAUACUUAAGAACCCCGAUGAAGGCAAUGACCAACCGUGUCACUAGAGGAACUGUGAUGAAGCACAUUCUCCACCUCUUGACAGGUGAUGAACUCAAACUACAGGGGAAAAAACACAUUUUUGGACAUGGCCACUGCGUGUAUUAAUUUUGUUUGACUAUGUUCAUUUGAUUCAAGGGGUUUUUUCCCCCUUUUCUCUGUUUUUAAUUGGGAAAGGCUUGGAGAAAGGGUAUCAAUAUUGAUGAAAGAAAAAAGACCAUUAAACUUUUUUUUUUAAUGCACAGAAGAGAAAAGGGAGUUUAGAAGGAAGCACAAACGAGCAGGACAAUUUUGAAAGUUAUGUGUGAGGGGCAAGCUAGGUGGCUCAAUGGAUUGAGUGCCUGGUCUAGAAAUGGGAGGUCCUGGGUUCUAAUAUGACCUCCAACACUUCCUAGCUUGUGUGACCCUGGUCAAGUCACUUAACCCCUGUUGCCUAGCCCUUUCUGCUUUUAUGUCUGGGAAUAGAUAGAUACUUGAUACUUGGUAUUGAUACUAAGACAGAAGGUAAGGGUUAUUUUUUUUUAAAGUAAUGUGUGAAAAUAGUCUUUGACAUAUAAAUAGCCAUCUGAGUUGGGGGAGGGAUACUGGGAGAAAUUUAAGUGAUGAAAAAGCAAAAUGUAUCAAUAAAAUUUUAUUAAAAAAAGAAUGUGUGAAAUUUGUUAUAUACAUUAAAAAUAAGCAGUGUGAUAUGGUAAUUAUGACAUCAUAUACAGUCUUCUUUUUUGCAUUUUGUGGUGUAAAUAGAAAUGAGUUUCUUGGUGUUUAUAUUCAGAAUAAAAAUUUUAAUUAAAAAAUUUA